Messenger RNA from Ylistrum balloti, 1317 nucleotides. RefSeq names its product mucolipin-2-like. NCBI's taxonomy places the organism in Eukaryota, Metazoa, Mollusca, Bivalvia, Pectinida, Pectinidae. Gene Ontology annotation, biological process: monoatomic ion transport; transmembrane transport. Gene Ontology annotation, cellular component: plasma membrane; lysosomal membrane. The record is from RefSeq and is a predicted model, not a curated record. Gene Ontology annotation, molecular function: NAADP-sensitive calcium-release channel activity. The transcript is spliced from 11 exons. The coding region runs from base 1 to 1317 and encodes 438 amino acids.
AUGCCGUAUCCUCCGGCCACUGGACAGUACGCUCUCUAUAGUAUAGAUGAGGUCACCAGCCAUAUCAAUUACGCCAUUCGAAAGGUUGGAAACACUUCAUGUCAACUCAUUAUUUUCUUUAUUUCGAAUGUCAAUGACAGCCCUGUUAACCUAUGUGUGGAUUAUUACGACCUUGGAAUUUACAACAUGGCCACCAAUGACAUACAGUUCGACCAAACUCGGCGUAAAGUGUGUCAGGACGUUGGAAUCCAUGCCAACAAUGAGUACCACUUAAACCUGUCCACUCUGGAUUCGAUGGGAGGCGACAAUUUAAACCUGUCUAUUCCAGAUUUAAUGAAAGGCGACAAAGGGUCUCUUGUCAGGCUGAUACGAGUACAAAUAGUGUUCACCGUGCAUUCGAUACAUGUAAAUAUGGAGAGCUCUGAUACCAGUCCAAGAUGUUUCCAUAUUCAAGGAACGAUAGAGUUUGAUAACUCAGAUAUCAAUGGCCAGAUCCCGAUUCACCUUCUGUCAGAUGCAUCAGAAAUGGUUUGUACUGUCAAUGGGGCAACAUCAAGCUCAGGUGAACCAAGUGUGUUUGUCCUCUGCAGCAUCAGCAUCCUUUUCACUGCUCUUAGUUUCGUGUUAAGUUUACGUUCAGUGGUAACCGCUAUACAUCUUUGUUGUAAAACCAGAAAACACAUCCGCACCAAGUUUGGUACUCCCUUAACUUUGUCAGAGCAGUUGGAGAUCGUAAACGCAAAAGAGUUCGUCACCCUGAUUGGCGACGUCAUCAGUUUUUGUGGAUUUCUCUUCUACAUUGUACUCAACUCACGUGUCUUGCGUUCGUCGUCCGCUUUGUAUGACAUCAGCGGUCUCCUCCUGGGCACAGGCCUGAUCCUCAGCUGUUUCGGUGUCCUCCAUUUCCUCUCCUUUAGCCCUGGAUUCCAUAUACUGUUCGAUGUGAUGGGGAAAUCUAUCCUGCCGGUGUUACGGUUCCUUUUGUGUGCUGCGGUCUUGUUCGUAGCCUUUGCUCUGUGUGGCUGGAUAGUGAUGGGACCAUAUCAUAUUAAGUUCUCGUCGAUCUACAGCACGUUUCGAUGUCUGUUUGGCCUGAUCGCAGGAGACGAGGUCUAUGUUACAUUGGCCGCUAUAGGCGAGGAUUUCUCAUUUUCCUGGUGGUUCUGUGCCGUCUUUAUCACCUUUUAUAGUAUUAUGUUUACCAUUGUGGCUCUCAACAUCCUCAUAGCAAUCUUUACAGCCAGCUACGACAGCAUCAAGAGCCACACCAUUAGAAACCGUGUGAAGAGUACCUUAAUCAGAUUUAUGAAUGAGUGA